Messenger RNA from Antechinus flavipes (yellow-footed antechinus), 5015 nucleotides. It is a transcript of the gene MAPKAPK5, whose product is annotated as MAPK activated protein kinase 5. The coding region runs from base 111 to 1526 and encodes 471 amino acids. The record is from RefSeq and is a predicted model, not a curated record. The transcript is spliced from 14 exons. Gene Ontology annotation, cellular component: nucleus; cytoplasm. Gene Ontology annotation, biological process: peptidyl-serine phosphorylation; negative regulation of TOR signaling; protein autophosphorylation. NCBI's taxonomy places the organism in Eukaryota, Metazoa, Chordata, Mammalia, Dasyuromorphia, Dasyuridae. Gene Ontology annotation, molecular function: calmodulin binding; mitogen-activated protein kinase binding; calcium-dependent protein serine/threonine kinase activity.
CCCAGCCCGCCGCCGGCCUAGCGCCCCCGCGACCCCCGAGCCCUCCGUCGCCUCCUGGGGGCCGGGGACGUCCGCGCCGCGUCCGGGCCGCGGGGGCCGCGCCGAGGAGCAUGUCUGCGGAUCCGGAGAUGGAGAAGAGCAUCAAGGAGACCUCCAUUUUAGAAGAAUACAAUAUUAAUUGGACUCAGAAAUUGGGAGCUGGAAUUAGUGGUCCAGUUAGGGUCUGUGUGAAAAAAUCCACCCAAGAACGAUUUGCACUGAAAAUUCUUCUGGAUCGUCCAAAAGCUCGGAAUGAGGUACGUUUGCACAUGAUGUGUGCCACACACCCAAAUAUUGUGCAGAUUAUUGAAGUGUACGCUAAUAGUGUGCAGUUUCCUCAUGAGUCCAGCCCAAGGGCUCGACUCCUAAUUGUAAUGGAGAUGAUGGAAGGGGGAGAGCUAUUUCACAGAAUCAGCCAGCACCGGCACUUUACAGAGAAGCAAGCCAGCCAAGUAACAAAGCAGAUAGCUUUGGCUUUGCAGCACUGUCACUCACUAAACAUUGCACACAGAGACCUCAAGCCUGAGAAUCUGCUCUUCAAGGAUAACUCUUUGGAUGCUCCAGUUAAGUUGUGUGACUUUGGAUUUGCCAAAAUUGACCAAGGAGACUUGAUGACGCCACAAUUUACCCCUUAUUACGUAGCACCUCAGGUAUUGGAGGCACAAAGAAGGCAUCAAAAAGAGAAAUCUGGGAUUAUACCUACCUCGCCCACACCCUACACUUACAACAAGAGUUGUGACUUGUGGUCCUUGGGGGUGAUCAUUUAUGUGAUGCUGUGCGGCUACCCACCUUUUUACUCCAAACACCACAGUCGGACGAUCCCAAAGGACAUGCGGAGGAAGAUCAUGACGGGAAGCUUUGAGUUUCCGGAGGAGGAAUGGAGCCAGAUCUCAGAGAUGGCCAAAGACAUUGUGAGAAAGUUGCUGAAGGUCAAGCCAGAGGAGCGGCUUACCAUUGAGGGGGUGUUGGACCACCCCUGGCUAAACUCAAAUGAAGCUCUGGACAAUGUGCUGCCAUCUGCCCAGCUGAUGAUGGACAAGGCAGUAGUUGCUGGAAUCCAACAGGCUCAUGCAGAACAGCUGGCCAACAUGAGAAUCCAGGACCUCAAAGUCAGCCUCAAACCCCUGCACUCUGUAAAUAAUCCCAUUCUCAGAAAGAGGAAAUUGCUUGGCACGAAGCCGAAGGAUGGUGUCUAUAUUCAUGACCCUGAGAAUGGAGCAGAGGACUCCAAUGUGGCACUGGAGAAGCUACGAGAUGUCAUUGCUCAGUGUAUUCUCCCCCAGGCUGGAGAGAACGAAGACGAGAAGCUGAAUGAGGUGAUGCAGGAGGCGUGGAAGUACAAUCGGGAAUGUAAACUCCUUCGGGACACCCUGCAGAGCUUCAGCUGGAACGGCCGUGGAUUCACAGACAAAGUGGAUCGACUAAAACUGGCAGAAAUUGUGAAACAAGUGAUUGAAGAACAGACAGCUUCUCAUGAGUCCCAAUAGCCACAGCCUUGGAAUAUUAGUUUGUUUUUGUUUUAUUUUUUACAUUUUGAAAAUUUAUUCCUUAACUGUACAAAGUAAUUUUUAUGUAAAUUAAUAAAUCAUAAUUUCAUUAAAUUUCCAUUCUGCUGAAAGAUGCUGUAUAGGUGUAGAUACAAGAAUCAUUGGUACUGUAAUAUUUUUUUAAGACAAGCUGAGUUCUUAGAAAUAGCUUAUCACUUCUGUAUUGUUCAUUUGUAUGUCUCUAAGGCAGAUGAUGUCACCAAGAUCCUUUGACUUGUAAUAGAUACAGAGUACUAUGCCAGUGCAGAGCAGCUAAGCAGUUUCAUAGGCCUUUCUGCUCUGUAAAAGCUGGAACAGAAUUGUGGAAUAUAAUCUCAGAAGGUCCCUGUGUGCUCCCCCCUGAACUAUCAGGGCCUGUGACAGCUGGAGCACCAGAGUGGGGCAGCUCUGUUGGCUUUGACCCCAGACGGUCACGGAGGGAGCCCAGCAAGCCGAUCCUCAGCCCGCCUGACCUCUGAGGCCGGAGCCAUUGGGCUUGCCCCAGAGUGAGGGAUUUUUUGGUGCAGAACUUGUCUUAUUUCCUUUCCUGUUUUUCUCCUGAUCUUUCUAGGGUGGAAUAGUAAGGUCCCUUAAGGUUUUCUCUUUGUGUAAUGGUUAGGAAUGAAAAGGAUUUGAAUAGUUUAGUAUAAAGGCAGAUUCUAGUCCAUUUAUUCGUUUUAUGCUUGUAGGUUCCUCAAAUGUUCGCCUUGUUUUUCCAGCCCUGAAUAUAAGAUUAUCUCUCCCUGUUGCCUUUUAUCCAAGGGUUUUUUUUUUGUUGUUGUUGUUUGUUUGUCUUGGUUCCUCCUUCCUUGUUCUUCUGUUGAUUCUAAACCUUGGUCGAGGGCGUGGAAGGCUCUGUGUUGUAUAUAUCUGUUGACUCUGAGACUAGAAACUUCUGCAUCAUUAAGAUUUCUUCUCCCCAAAUCUGUGCUCUUCUCUCAGCCUAUUUGGCCAUGUUUCUCCCUCCUGCUCCCAUAUGUUCACUCAACUGUCAUAGCCAGUCAUUAGACUGAACAUAUUCAGAGCAUGGCCCUCAAUCUGCUAUGAUAUUUUUCUAUUUAAAAAAACAAAGGCUUUUAGAGAGACUCUGGUACCUAUGUAGGUAAGCAGACUAGGCGAUGGAGCUGGGAUGCCAUUCAGGAAGAGAAAAAGUAAAUUUGUUCACUUUGACAGUACGCCAAGUUGAUCAGCUAGCACUGAUUAAGACACGGGACUAGGCUGAGGCAAAAAUGAACCAGUCAGUGCCUUGAAGGAGCUUCCACUACGCCAGCUCUCUUAACCAGCAAGCACUGAUAAAGCUCCUCCUGCUAUGGAUCAGCCCCUCCUAGAGCCAGUCUCUGGGGUUAGAGACCAUAGGGAGACAGUCCCUGUUCUUAGGGUACCCCUUCGAGUUCUGGGGUUCUAGUUGACAACUUGGAUUCCUUGGGCUGCUGCUCCAUGGCUGCUGACCAUUUCCAAGCUCUUUUCUGAAUAGAUCUUCAGUUGGUUAGAACCACAUGGGGCAACUCUGACAAUUUGUGAGAAAGCCUGUGGCCAUUUAGAGAGUUUCUUUGCCCUUACACUGCUGCCUGCUCAGGCAGCACAGCUAGACUUUCUUCCCCUUUGGCAAUGCUUUCCAUCAUCCAAGAGGCCAUUACAGGAUCGUGGCUACAGAUAGCUCUCUUGGUUGAGAGCUGCAGAACUCAAACCUGAGGGAAUCAAGGAGGGGAGUUUCUAGGAGGAAAUGGGGGUGCUUGUGCCUGAGGAGCAUUGCCAUCAGCCCAAGCUUUUCCUUUUGUGUAGAUUCUGGGACUUCAUCUCCACCCCAGAGUUGAAAAUACAUCUGCUUGAACGCCCCUCUUUUUUACUAGGGCUGGAAGUGGCUGAGGUAUAAGGGACAUCUGAGGCAGCGAACGAUAGGUUACCUGUUUUUCACCUCAGGGGCCAUUGAACAUCAGUCCGUAAAACCAAGAGAAAGUGUUUUGAGGCCUGUGGGAGGACCGAGCUGACCUAGAGAGGCCACAUGGGGCGUCUGAUCUAUUGCCACUCAGUCAUGGCGGUCCUUUUGGCGGGCUUGGGAUGCUCCGGCCAGGGAUCCCUGGCCUCUAAGCCCGCAGGGCUGGCGCUUACUUUGAAGUAGCCUUCUCUCCUGCUUUGUGGGUAUAAUCCAAACCUGAGCCACACUUUCAGGGGUCUCUUUUUUGUGUAAAUAUUAAGGAGUGUCCUACUCCUGAAAGGCUUUGACACAUUCUGGCUAAGGUAGGCCUUGUGGAUUGGAGAGUUGAUAAGAAAACCACUCCUGCCCAGAGAGGUGAGUUGCACGAAGUUACCAGGUGUAGAUCGUCUUGACUUUCUCCUUUGUACCUCUGACCUCUCCCCACUGAUUUAUUUAUGAAAGCCAUUGUUUGUUAGUGAAAUGCCUUUGGAUCAUCCAUAGUUAGGUGUCUGGUAGGCGGCAGAGCCAAUCCUACCUGUAUCUUGUGUGUCUUUAUGAACUAAUAUGUAUGGGCAGGGUCAUCAGAAAGGUGUUUUGAAGUGUGUGGACAUGAGGAAUUAUCCUUUCCCUCUCUCCCCCUUUUUUUAGAGAGUUCAUGUUAAGUGUAUUAUCCAUUUGAGAAAGGACCAAUUUGAAGGAUCGAUAGGUAAGAAUAGGGUAACAAGGUCAAAGAUUGAUUUCAGGCAUGUUAUAAACAGCUGUGUUUGACAACAAAGAUGGGAUGUAAUUUAAUUUCUAAUUAUGCUGUAAUCUUUUAAGUGGGAAAAAGCCAAUCAUUGAAUUAUCAAGAGGGGUAAUGGAUAUGGAGUAAGUUCUUGGCCUCUCAGAACUGUUGAAAUUCAGUCUGAGUCUAGGAUUAGAAGGUGCAGAUGAGUCUGGGAUCUGCCUGAAGUACGGGGAGUUUUCAAACUCGGAGUUCCCUAUGCCAAUGGAAUAAAAAGUCCAAAUGGUUCCUUCCCCACAAAUGAUUAUUCUUAUUCCAUCCUACUCAUUGAUUUUAAGAUAAUCACUCAAAUAUGUAAUUCCAAUGAUUUUUGUGAAGUCCUGGAGGAAUCUCCCCAGAUUCUUCAAAUUGAAAUGUUCACAUUGGACAAUUUUAAAGAAACGCUCUUUUAUACAAAAUGCAAAGACAAAGAUGUGUCUAGAAAUCCUUUGGUCUGUAGGGGUAUUCUUCAGAACUAAUGACCUACCUGUCUGACAAUAUUUUAUCUUUUUGUCAGAUGAUGAAGAGAAACUUUGUCAUCUUUUCAAGGAAAGAAAUGUUACAAAUUGAUAAUGAACCAUCAGCCCAGGUAGUUUGUCUACAGCAGUGAUGGCGUGUGAGACAUCCCCUAGUACCUACCCUUCAUUUCUGUGUCAGGUCAAGAAUGUUCUCCUUUUUCAGUGUUACCUGUAUGCUUAUUUUUAUUUUGGAAUCAGUAUUAUAUUGUAAAUAUUCUACAUUGUUGUAUAUAAAAUGAUUUUACUAAAGUUAA